UGCCGUUAAAACACGCUGCAAGUGUACAAUUCUCAUUUCCAUUUAAAUCACACUUCUUAUCCGCUUAUCAGUUACAUCACUAGUCAUUGAUAACCCCAUCUCUGUCUCUUACAAGGUGUUCGCGUUUGUGUGAAGAAGACGAAAGAUUCGAGUUUUCGAGUCAAGAAAAAUAGACGGUUUGUGCGGUAACGUGUUCAGUGGUCGGCACACCUGACGCGCGGACGGUCGAUCGAUAGUGCCUGCUGCCUCACUAACUCGGACAGAAUAUUUCGUUGACGAAUUCUCGGCAAGGUGUCGAGCGGUAGUGAUGUGUGUGAUGUAAGUCGAUAUCGAUAGCAAACAUGAUGACUAUGGACAUCGGGAUGUACAAUAACCAACAAAAUGGGUACAACGCGGAAUAUUACCAGCAAAACGGGUACCAGGCACCCUACGAAGGGUACCACGAGGGGUAUUAUGAACCUGGACAUUACUAUGAACCCGUGGCGGGCCCGCCGCCUCAGGAGCCUGCGCCCGUCAUCAGCACAGAUACGGGGCUAUGUUAUACCAACCUGGACUACGGGGAGCUGCAGCACGGCUAUCCUCUGGCACCUCCCACUUCGCAUAUCCCUCAUCAGCCUCGGCCAGAGGAGCUGCACCUCCACGAGCACAAGAUAGACAACCACUACCUCGAGAGCAAAUACAACAUGCACUUCGUCGACGACUCCUCGCUGCAGUACAGCCACGGCUCACCGCUGGCGUGCGGGGACUUUGAGGUGUACACUCCUAAAGAGGAAUUCGGGGUUUUGCGGGAAGGAUUCCCGCGCGAGGACCUUCAGGGACACCAGCUGACGCACCACCAACCCCACCACUCGCACACUGCCGUGCCCACCUACAAAUGGAUGCAAGUUAAAAGGAAUGUGCCUAAACCUUCCGUACCGAAGCUGAUGAUACCUCCAGCGGACUUUGUCAGUCAGGGAGUCCUUGGAAGUCCGCAGGAUGGGAUGCGGACCCCAACGGGUAGUCAGAUGCUGGCUAACCCACUCCUCAACCUGAACAACACUGGACGCACCAACUUCACCAAUAAACAACUGACUGAGUUAGAGAAAGAGUUUCACUUUAACAAGUACCUCACGCGGGCCAGAAGGAUCGAAAUAGCGUCCGCGCUGCAACUUAACGAGACCCAGGUUAAAAUAUGGUUUCAAAACAGAAGAAUGAAGCAGAAGAAGAGGAUCAAGGAGGGGCUGAUAGUGGCCCCGGAGGCCGCGACCUCCUCCUCCCACCCCUCCGCCAUGGGCUCCAACGAGAACAGCAGAGAGUCCAGCUAGAGUCUAAAGAACGUUUAUCAUUAAGUUUUGAUUGUGCUGUACUGAGUGCCAAAAUUUUACAUUUUCUAUUUUUUUAUUUGUACUUUUAUUUAUUUAAUCUAUUUAUUUUUAAUAUAAUAGAAACAUUGCGAGUCAUACAAUUAAUUUUUGCAUCCAAAAUUUAUGAGCGCUCUUCACUGAGGCAAUUGUUCGAGUACUAUAAUUCGAUUCGCUUUCGACUCAAAUUUAAACGGUAAUUACUACUCAAAUGUUUUUUUUUUCAGUUAAGUAACCUUUCUAUGUACAUAGAUAUAAAUAAUAUAGUAAACGAAAUAAGAACGAUUAAAAAUAUGUACAAUUUUGGCAAAUGGUAUUUGUUGUAAGUUAAUUGAAUGAAUAAUAGAAGUUACAAAGCAUUAUUAAAUAAUUUAAGGCAGAAUCGUUUUGAUAAUACAAGAGUUACAAAUACUUAAGUGUAAGUAUUUGAAUAUAUUUAAUUCGAGCUCAAAUAAAUGUAGAUUCAUUUAAUUAUUAAAAAUGAAUUAAAAAAUAAGUGCUUCUUUAUUAGGUUUGUGAAUUGUUUUUCGCGGGCGAAUAUACAUUUUGCGUUCAUCCUAAUCUUUUAAUUUUUUUCUUGCAGAGAGCUUUACUUUAGGGUUAUAUUUUCUUUUUCACUAAGAAGUCAGUUUCUAUUAUAAUGAAAACUACAUAUGGAGAUAAUAGGUCUUAAAAGAAAAGAUUUAAAAAUCAUAUUAUGGGUUUAAAGUUUUUCGCAACUACAUAUCUAUGUAUUAGUAGAUAUUUUGGCCAAUCGUAGGUACGUAAAACACUGAUCUAUGAAACAUUUUAACAUUCUUUGUGUUGCCAGCACAUAAAAUGGGUACCUUGUUGAAAUAAAUAAUAUCAGAUAAAUAUAUUUGUAUUGUUUAAUAUAACUAGCUGACCCGACUGACGUUGUUCUGUACAUAAUAAAUAAAACACUGUUUUUUUUUUUAUGAAUUUGUCAAUAAUAUUUCAUAAAAUCAAGAUCUAUUUCGUAAAAUAUGCUCCCUGUUGUUAUAAUGAAAUUGUUUCACAGCAAUAUCUACUUUCAAACCGUGCGUCAAUAAAUUCUCUCAUAUUAAAUCAUGUCCAUACAAUACAAAUAUUGGAAAUAAAAAUAAUUAUGAGUCCUAAAACGAAAUAAAAACUAUCCUAUCUCUCAAGUUGGACUAAACAGCACUCCAUGAAGUUAUCCCAUUAAAAUCCGUUCAUUAGUAUAGUUCACUAAAAAGAAACAUCAGUACACUGGAUUUUUUUAAUGAAUAUAAGGAACGAGACGAGCAGGACGUUCAGCUGAUGGUAAUUGAUACGCCCUAUAUAUUACAAUGGAGUGCCGCUGAGGAUUCUUGAAAAACCCAAAAAUUCUGAGCGGCACUACAAGUGCAUUCGUACAAGUCUCAUUUGCCCAGUAAUUUCACUAGCUACGGCGCCCUUCAGACCGAAACACAGUAAUGUUUACACAUGACUGCUUCACCGCAGAAAUAGGCGGUGCAAAGGAGCCUCUCACUGGUACAUGAAGACCGCGUAGACUUAUAAAUAUGCUAGCUAAUAAAGCGUGCGAGAGAGAAGAACAUAUCUAACAGAAAUACAGCAAGAUAGAAAAGAUAAGUGAAUCUAUUGUUACUAUUACCGAUUUUGUUUGACAAGUCGUAAACAGUCGGCCAGUUUUGGCAUUAGCUACUAACACUGACCUCUACUAUAUACCACUGGACUGGCGGCUGUUAAAGUGCUUUUGUGCCUGUUUGAUAUUCGCCAUUUUGGCGCUGUUGGCCAUGUAGCGAGAGUCUGCGGUACUAAAACUAGUGAUGACAGCCUCAGCAAACAUCGUUAAAUGGUGGGACUAACAUCGUUAAACUAUUUACAAAAAAAAUGUGUACUUUAUUACGUUGAUUAUGGAAGUAUAAAUGACACGCAAAACGAACGAAAUUAAUUCAAAAUGCAAAUAUACUUCAGAGUAUUGUACGUUCCUUCGCAGCCAUUUGUAUUAUACGUCAAAAUUAGUUCUCUGGACGCUUGCGAGUGGCGCUUCAAAUAGGCACAAAAAAUUUGCUGUCAAACGUAUGGGACAGCCUGUCCAGUGGCUAUUUAGUAUUUUGAAUAUUAAGCAACUAGGUAACGGACACACUGACAAUUGGUCUUGAAUUAUCGGGCUGUCACGUCGUCUAUGUAAUUCAAAGUCUAUGAGUACAAUAAUUUGUUAUACAAAAUAGUUUUAUAGGACACUCAAUUUGGCACAAAAAGACGUACUUUUUGCCUACAGUUUUUACUAAAGACAAUCUGUAAGCACAGUUUUGCCGUUCUGCUAUCUGACUGCGAAUGAUAUGUGUUGAGCUAACAGUAACUCAAUCAUAAGAUAAUAUAAUAGGCAUCUUAACUGUGGCCCAUGUCGCUUCAAAUACAUCCAUUAUCUCUGACUUCUACCAGUUUUAAAAAAAUUGCUUCCACAUAGUGUUACUACUUCAAUGAUUCAACUUGUUAUUUUAAAAUACGCUUCAGUUUUUUGAAGACAGUAUUAUAUAAUCUGCCUAUGUAUUUCAUUUUAUAUAUUAGUACUUUUUUAAAUUAAGAAUAGCUCAUCUGAACACGAUGUCAAUCUGUAAGAAAUCCUGACAUCUAAAAAUUUAAAUACAUGAAACUUUAUCAUUUUAUGCUUUUCGAGUUAGAAAAUUGUCUUUAAUUAUAAAAACCAAAGCUGAUUUAUUUAUUAAGCGUAUAUUGUAUGCUUUGUCGUAUGUAAUGUACAGUUCUAAUAAGUUUAGUUGUAUAUAAAGCAUCGCUGUAUAAGAUUGUGUGUAAAUUUUGUAUUGCUAACUAGUUAUGAGAUUUAUCAAUAAAUUAAUUUGUCUAUUUUCA
Messenger RNA from Leptidea sinapis, 4178 nucleotides. Its product is annotated as homeobox protein Hox-D1-like. Lineage: Eukaryota; Metazoa; Arthropoda; Insecta; Lepidoptera; Pieridae. Bases 342 to 1304 code for a protein of 320 amino acids. Gene Ontology annotation, biological process: regulation of transcription by RNA polymerase II. The record is from RefSeq and is a predicted model, not a curated record. The transcript is spliced from 2 exons. Gene Ontology annotation, molecular function: DNA-binding transcription factor activity, RNA polymerase II-specific; RNA polymerase II cis-regulatory region sequence-specific DNA binding. Gene Ontology annotation, cellular component: nucleus.